AUGGCAGGCACGCGUCGACCCCCCGCGCUCGAAGUGUACGAGGAUCCCGACACUUACAACACGAGCUCCACCACACAUGAUGUUGAGGCAGCCCUGCUUCAUGCUCUCGGACCACUAAGCGACGCGUCAAAUAAACAGAACUUCCAACUAAAUCCAUCCACAUCCACCAAACCAGGUUCCUCGCCGUCCAAGAGGGCCAGCUCUCCCGCCCGGCCCACGAGCUCGCACAAUCUGGCCGACUUUCGCAUAUCACCACCGCGGCAACGAAACUUCACAGACUCGCCGCGAAAGAACGACGACUUUUACGAUAUGUAUCCUCCUCAGGCUGUGGGGCAGCCUCUCUAUCAGCCUUAUCCGUCUGCAUCUGUUUCUACCUACGACAAGGAGAACAUGUUCGGCCAAGGUGCAUCCUUCGGCGAGCUCACGUACCCAGGAUCGGAGUAUGGGUACAAGGCGCCGAUGAAGCGCAGCCUCACCGACUAUCUCGCUCCAAAGCCCGUUGCCAAGAAGCAGAAACUUCACAGUGACGACCAGCCGGUUGAUUUGCCAAACCCAGAGGACAUGCCCGCCGUCACUGAUGAUGGCUCAAAACCCGCGCAUAGCUAUGCUGAGCUUAUYGGCAUGGCCAUUUUGCGCGCACCAAAUCGUCGUCUGACACUUGCCCAAAUCUACAAGUGGAUCUCCGACAACUUUGCCUUCUACAAGGGCUCUGAAGCUGGAUGGCAGAACAGCAUCCGCCACAACCUCAGUCUUAACAAGAAUUUUGUCAAGCAGGAGCGUCCCAAGGACGACCCCGGCAAAGGCAACUACUGGGCUAUCAAGGCUGGCGAGGAACGCCCAUUUUUGCUUGGAAAGAAGCAACCCGUACGUAAAAUGGCCAGCAGCCCAGAUGGCGCUCAGUACAUGCAGUACCCACACAUGUCCUCGGACCAUGGAUCCUUGCGCCCUCCAAGUGCACCGGCUGUGAGCAAUUUCACAAUGGGUUCAAACUCUAUCAAGAGGGCAGAGCCCAAGGACAUUGACUCCGCCAAGUUCCCCGACGACACUGAACUUUCCUCGGAUGGCACCAUCCCGGCGUCAGACCCUGCUCUUCAGGAGGACGAAAAGGAUGUCGACGACUCUCUUGCCAUGCCACCACCGCCGAUUUUCAUGCGUUCAUCGCCGCCACCUCAGGAUCUCGGGUCCUCUCCACCCACAAUGCAACCACAACCACACAGCAAUGGUACACCGCCUCCAGCACUACGUCUACCGUCUUCCAGCCGAUCCGGGGGUCGUCGACGCAAAAUCGCUGGCCUUGCUGACAGUGGUUACUGGUCGUCGAUCGAGUCUUCCGCAGCUCGGGGAGCAGCUCAACAGCUCGCCUCCGAAUCUGAUCUUCGAGGCCACCGCAUCAAGAAAGGCAGAGCUGAGGCUGAGAUUGCUCGCAUUCGUAGCUCAUCCUUUGACAGUCCCAGCAAGGAUCAGACUCGAUUCCAUGGACUGCCCACGAACUUUGGGUCAUCGCCGGUGCGCAAAGAUGACAAUCCACUGACGCCGGCUGUCGUCUUCAAGCGUCCCGCGAGACCACCGCCAUCUGUCUCGCCAAACACCAACCUGCGAGAUCAUCGCAACCGAGUACGAGCAUUGCUAGGCUCGCCGUCGAAGAGUUUCAGCCCCAUGCCAGAACAAGGCAACUGGAGCCCAGCUUUCAAUCUUGGCGACGAAAGCAUUGUCGGUCUCACACCCUUUGUCUCACCUUAUAAGCAGGGCAAGACACCAUGGAGGCCACUCGCCGAGGGAUCCAGCGCUUACAACUUCAGCAACAAUGCUUUCGAUGUCUUCAUCGACGCGCCUGAGCAGGACAUUGCUGCCCGUGGCUCUCCUGAGAAGCGAGUGAACAGGCGUCCAUCUCUCGCGCGUGCUGCGACCAGCACUGGAAUCCUUGCCGACAUCACAGGCGCUUCCAAGAGCAAUAAUAUAAUGCUACCACCAUCAGGUGGCAGCCCCUUCUCCCUCUCGCCUUUUAUGGCGAAAUCAAACUCAACAAAGCCAACCGACAAACCAGACUCCUCCCUCAAGGAGUCACACUUCCACUCGACUUCAACUUCGGGCGCAGAUAUGAGCUGGUUGGACGUCGGUCUCGGUGCAGAAAACAUGCGCCAAGGCCAUUCAGUCGGCAAGACCGACACUUCGGACCUCUUUGGUGUUGAUCUCCACAGCGAUGGCAGUGAAGAGGCCAUUGACAUCUUCCAAGACUUUGGCAAGAUUGGACAGGCACAGGCAAUGCCACCACCAGAUCGAUCGACUGGCAGCCCAGUUCGCAGGACCAAUAUGGGUCCACCCGCACGCCCACCAAUGGGUCGUAGCAGUAGCAGUCGGUGGUGA
Ramularia collo-cygni is the source of this 2364-nucleotide messenger RNA. RefSeq lists its product as uncharacterized. Gene Ontology annotation, biological process: regulation of transcription by RNA polymerase II. The record is from RefSeq and is a predicted model, not a curated record. Gene Ontology annotation, molecular function: RNA polymerase II cis-regulatory region sequence-specific DNA binding; DNA-binding transcription factor activity, RNA polymerase II-specific. Bases 1 to 2364 code for a protein of 787 amino acids. Gene Ontology annotation, cellular component: nucleus. The transcript has a single exon. Lineage: Eukaryota; Fungi; Ascomycota; Dothideomycetes; Mycosphaerellales; Mycosphaerellaceae.